AUGUAUGGUAGGGCUAGAAUACGAUCAACUGCUAUACUAUUAACACGACUAUAUUCGUUAAAUAAUAUACUCAAUGAUACUAGAAUAACUAUACCAUUGAUAAAACAAUUAUUACCUGCUUAUAAAUCAUUAUCAACUAAAGAAAAACGUCAAUUAAUAGAAAAGAAUGAAAAUUUCUUAAAUUUAAAAUUCAAAAUGAUGAUUAAUGACUCCAGUCCAGAAAUAUUCAAAUUUAUAGUUGAUAAUUAUAAAAUAUUAAAUAAUGAGUUAGUUGAGUUGUAUAUUUUCAAUUUAAUUUAUCAAUUUGAUUUAAAACCUGUUAAUUUAUUAUUACAUAAAUUAUUAUCGUGUGAUUUUAAAAUAUCGAAUGAAAUUUGGUGUUAUUAUUUAAAUCAAGUAUUACUUCAUAAUGAUCAUCUCGGAGCUAUGUUAAUAUAUCAUGAAAUCAUAGAUAAUUGGAAAUUUUAUACCCAAGAUAUUACAAAUUAUUUACCAAUGAAUGAUCAAAUAUCAUUUCUUAUCACACCUUCAAAUUUAGAACAAUUUGGUGUGAUAUUUAAGAAUAAUAAUGAUAUAGCUAGAAUUAAGGGAUUGCUAAGCUACUUUAAAAGAUUUUACUCAUUUCAUAAACUUAAUCAAAGCUAUAAAAAUUUGUUAAUUUUAUUAAUUGAGACUCAUUCAAGAUUGGACAAUUACGAAGAAGCAAUUUUACUGCUUAAUAAGUUAUGUUAUUUGAUAAGUGACAAAACACCAAAUAAGAAUUAUCAUUCGAGGAACAAUAUCAAUUGGAGAGUUUUAAAUAUAAAAACUAAUCAGUUUAAAUUAGAUGAUUUUGAGGAGUUUAAUCUAGAUAUUCAUCAAAAUUUAAUUUGUAAUAUCUUGAAACUAGAUAAAUAUAAUCCUAUUAUUCAAAGAAAUGUAUAUAAAUCUCCCAAUAAAUCACCAAUCCCAUUUAUUGCUAGUACUAUUUCAAUUAGUGAUUUACCAGAAUUUGAAUUUUUAUUAUCAAAGAAGAUACAAGAUAUAAGUAAUAAGGAAGACUUGUUGAAUAAGUUGAUAGAUAUAUCACAAUCAUCACAUUAUUCAAUCAACUUAUUCAUAAUCUCGAGUUUAUGUAAACUAAAGAAAUUUGAUAUCAUACUACAAUUUAUAAAACAUAUAUCAAUACGAAAUGGCAUUGACCAUCUGAAAUUGGUCAAACAUCAAAGUUUUAUCAAUAUAUUUCAAUGUAUGGCUAAUUCUUUACAAGACAAUAUUGAUCCAGAUAUAAUUACUUUAUCAACUGAAAUAUUUAAUCAACACAAAAUUCUCAACUCAGGGUCAAUUAAUCUUAAAGUACUCAAAUCAUACAUCAAAGUCCUUCUUUAUUCAAACAAUCAAGAGGAAAUAAUUAAAAGUUUGCAACUGUUAACCACUUAUAAAUCAAAACAAUCAAAACUUUUAAUACUUAAUGAUAAAUUAUACGACAAUUACAAAAAUUUAAAACUUAAUAAUACAUAUGAUUCAUUAGUUACUUGUAUAUAG
Messenger RNA from Insectozyma verbasci, 1524 nucleotides. The record is from the annotation of a GenBank genome assembly. NCBI's taxonomy places the organism in Eukaryota, Fungi, Ascomycota, Pichiomycetes, Serinales, Debaryomycetaceae.